UGUUUGUUUGUUUAUCAAGAUUUUUGAGAUCGACUACCCAGGCUGUAGUGCGCUGGGUUUUACAGCAUUACCCUACUUAUGGGAUCUUGUAGAGUUUAUGCACUGUCUUUAUUCUGGAUUAAAUUAUAAGUUUAUUGCCACUAUAUUAUUGUAAUCUUUUUGCAGCUUAGCACAAAAAGUCCAUAAUCAUAAAAUGUCUACUCCUGCCAGACGCCGCCUCAUGCGCGAUUUUAAAAGGUUGCAGGAAGACCCGCCUGCAGGUGUGAGUGCUGCACCAACUGAGGAUAACAUCAUGAUUUGGAAUGCAGUUAUAUUUGGACCUCAUGACACUCCGUUUGAAGAUGGGACCUUUAAACUAACCUUGGAAUUCACUGAAGAGUAUCCCAACAAACCUCCUAUUGUGAAAUUUGUGUCUAAAAUGUUCCACCCAAAUGUUUAUGCGGAUGGUGGCAUCUGUUUGGACAUCCUCCAGAAUCGUUGGUCCCCCACAUAUGAUGUUGCUGCCAUUCUUACUUCAAUUCAGUCACUGUUGGACGAGCCCAACCCGAACUCCCCAGCAAACAGCCUGGCAGCGCAGCUGUACCAAGAGAACAGGCGCGAGUAUGAGAAGAGGGUAGCGGCCAUUGUGGAGACGAGCUGGCUCAACUUCCAGGAGGAUGAUGACGCUGAUCAAGACAAGAAGGACACCUAGUAAAUCAUUGGCUUAGGAAAAGUAGAGGGUUAUGACCACCUAGGUGACAGUCAUGCCAUCUAGGUGUCGGUCAUGCUAUCUAAAUAACGGUCAUGCUACCUAAAUAACGGCCAUGCUAACUAGAUGAUGGUCACGCCACCUUGGAAUGCGGUCCAAAAUCAGGGCUGUCCAUUUGACCUUUAUUGGUUUUCUUGUCUUAUGGACGGUUUAAACAAUGUCAGUCUACAUGCUAGGAUUAGAGCGAACUUUUAAGUUUAGAAUUUUAGCAUUGCACUUGCAGUUCAUUGCCGUAAUAAUUAGUGACUCGUGUCGUGGGUCAAGUCAGAUCAUCGUCGUGUUGUGUGGAUCAUUUACGAGACUUCUCUCACCAUAGAGUAUUCUGUUCAAUAAAUGUCAUUUAAGCAAUCGUUGAUGUUAGUGCACUGCCAGUAUUGACCUAAAUCGUGGAGGUGACUGAAUCUACAGUGACAGCUACGUGAAUAAUUUGACUCUUGAAUUACUAGCACAGUUAGUAUUCGUCUCUGAAUACAAAGAUUAGCAGAAGUGUGUUUAUCAAUUAUAAGCGCUUUAUAUUAUUUCUAAGCGUUUCAGUAAAGUUACUCCUUGUAGAACAGAGGUUAUGACAGGCCAUCUCUUCUUUCGUAAUGUGUGAAAUUUCCGUUGUAGAUCAAAACAUAAUUUACCACGUCUGUAAACUCUGUUUUAUAGCGUUCUUCUGUAUUUUUCUCUGAUCAACCUUGGCCGCUGUUAUUAUUUGAAUUUCAAAGUAUCCAACAGGAAUCUUAGUUAAGUACUUAAUUGGUUUACUGGUAAUGUUCAGGUUUCUCUUGUGUUGUUGGGUUUGCCUUACCUUUCUUGGUUUAUAGUCUCAAUAACUUGAUCCUCAUUGGUGUCGUCUAAUGAAGUGCAGAAUGCACAUCUUCAUUAAAUCAUUAAUUUUAUUUUACCAUCUUGUAUUCAUAGAUAAUUUUUAUUUGACUUCUAGCGAAAUUAAGGAAUGAGCAUUUCAUUAGUUACAUUCAUGUGUACUGUAUCUAAAAUCCCAAUUUAUAUCUUAAGUCAAAUUAUAUGAAAAGAAGUGGGGUAAACAGCUGUUAUAUAUACCUGCAUGUUUGACUUUCAUGGAGUCCCUGGCUGUGACAGCCAUCAGCGGUGGCACAUAAUAAUCAUUAGCGUUAACUUGAAGAAUUGUUAAAAAAACAGGCCCAGCACUUUUCAUCCAGGCAAAUGACGUUGAAACAAUGGUAAGUAUGAGUCGACUAUGUUGAAACUACGUUUGAUCAAAUUUAAUUCAACAUCUACAGCCUGGUGCAAAGGUGUUUUUUUUUUCUUGGUCCAACCGUGUCAGGAUGUUCUUCAUAUUGGUGAGUGAGAGAAAAAGGAUCGCUGUGCGGACAAUGACGGACUUAUUCUUCCAAAUGUGACCGCAAAUUGAUACUUAGAUCGAACACCGAACAUUGGUUUCUCAGCACGUUGCAAAUCAAUAACUGCUGUUGCUGCACCCUUGAUUUUCUCGGCCAUGCUUGUUUGUAAUUAAUAAAUUGAGUUCGUAAAAAGAAAACCUG
This is a messenger RNA of Hyalella azteca, 2256 nucleotides long. RefSeq names its product ubiquitin-conjugating enzyme E2 A (gene Ubc6). Gene Ontology annotation, molecular function: ubiquitin conjugating enzyme activity. The coding region runs from base 194 to 691 and encodes 165 amino acids. Gene Ontology annotation, cellular component: HULC complex. Gene Ontology annotation, biological process: DNA repair; proteasome-mediated ubiquitin-dependent protein catabolic process; protein polyubiquitination. Lineage: Eukaryota; Metazoa; Arthropoda; Malacostraca; Amphipoda; Hyalellidae. The transcript is spliced from 4 exons. The record is from RefSeq and is a predicted model, not a curated record.